Messenger RNA from Paramecium pentaurelia, 432 nucleotides. The record is from the annotation of a GenBank genome assembly. Lineage: Eukaryota; Ciliophora; Oligohymenophorea; Peniculida; Parameciidae.
AUGAGAUUGAAAAAUUUAAAGUUUUUACUUCAAAAGGACGGUUAUUACAAAAUCCAGUUGAAAUUGGAUAAUUUGUAGGGGCAGUGUAAGUAUAUGAAUAUUAAAAAGAUCCUAUCUUAAAUUAAACAGUCUUAGAUAGCCAUAUACCUUCAAAAUAUAAAUCCAUAGACAUCCAAUCUCCAUUCAUGAAACUGUAAGGCCAGUAACUUUUAGUAGAUAAAUGUGUGCUAUCCAAAUUGAUGUAGCUUGUAAGAGGAGCUGUACAUGUGACAAAAUUUGCAGUAUCUGAUCCUGAUGGCGAUAAAAAGUAUCCAGAUGACCAUAAUUAAUACCCAGUGUGUUGAGUAAAUUAUUCAUCCUCAUCUAGGAGUUCUAUGGGUGCAAUCCAUUAUGAUUUCGAAAAAUCAAACAAAGCAACAAGGAGAUAAAUGA